Molecule: messenger RNA, 684 nt
Organism: Clarias gariepinus (North African catfish)
Lineage: Eukaryota; Metazoa; Chordata; Actinopteri; Siluriformes; Clariidae
Product: polymeric immunoglobulin receptor-like
Exons: 3
Coding region: 1-684 (227 amino acids)
Source: RefSeq, a predicted model, not a curated record
AUGACGACGCUAAAAAAUGUAGCUGCAAAAUGUGGAAUACCGGUCAUUAUUCCAUGUUUUUAUGAUGAGCAAUACAAAACAAACUCUAAAUUCUGGGGCAAAGUAAAUGGCAGGGAUUCCUGCAGUGUAGUAGCCUACACAAACACAACUGGAAUUACAUCAGUCACUGAUCACCCAGAGCUGAAUAUGUUCACUGUACAAAUUAACCCCGUCUCUGAUUCUGGAACGUAUUGCUGUGUAGCAGAGACUGGUGGUAACUGGGACCGUGAGAAUUUGUACCUGACUGUUAGUGAAGAUCCUGAUCUGUCUGUAGUGAUGGGCAGAGUGAGCGGUGCAGAAGGUGGAAGUGUCACAGUCCAGUGUCUCUACAGUGCAGCGUAUAGAGAGAAACAGAAGCAGUGGUGCAGAUUCAGAGACAGAAGCUGCAACACAGUAGGGAUGACUGACACAUCCCAGAAUUCAGCAGUGUACAUCAGUGAUAAUGGGAGAUCCUUCAGUGUGGAGAUGAGAGGACUGAAGAAGAGUGAUGCUGGAUGGUACUGGUGCAGUGCAGGAGAUCUGCAGGUUCCUGUUCACAUCAGUGUCAGUCAUCCACCUCCAGAUGUGCUAAACAACUUCUGUGCUCGGUUCGACAUGCAGAAUGACGUGAUGGCGAGGAAGACCAUCCCUCCUCCGAACAAUUAG